Molecule: messenger RNA, 4028 nt
Organism: Pelagomonas calceolata
Lineage: Eukaryota; Pelagophyceae; Pelagomonadales; Pelagomonadaceae
Source: the annotation of a GenBank genome assembly
ACACUAGGACCUCUCCGCUCUGGCAUCAAGCGCGUCAGCCAUGUUGAACCAUCCGAGCCCCGGGCCCGUGCGAGGCAUCUAGAGAACCAGCGAGAGCUGCAGCGUGCGGGACCUGACGCGCGGCGAGCGCUGGACAGCCCUAGUUUCAUAUGGCCUCGCCCCAGCCCCGCAAGCGGGCGCGCAUCACGCGCGCGGCGCGCCGCGCGGCGACCUUUGAGCUGCUGGGCGACGGCACGGCAAGAAUAGCCCUCCCCGUCGACGACGCGCGCAAGAGUGCGGUCCUCGCGACCGCGUCGGGCGAGUUUCGCUGCGGCGGCCAGAACCAGGCGUCGUUGGAGGCGAUAAAAAGGUUCCUGGCGGCGUGCGAUGACGGCGGUGAGGUGGCGUCGUCGCCGCUGUCCCGGGCCGACGCGGACGUGGCCCUGCGGUGCUGCGAAGCGGGUGCUACGCUCGAGUUACCUUCACUCGUAAAGCUCGGCGUGGCGCGCCUGCGGUCUGUGAGAGGCGCGACGUCGCCGCCGACGGGGCGACGACGCUUGGCGCGGAACAUCCAGGAGAGCGACAACUCGCGGUUGAUCGACACGCGCGCCUCGGCGUUUUACUGGAACUUCACACUUCGCGUCGAUGGCGCCUUGAUGAUCGCAUGAGAGUCCCCGCGUCGCGUGAGUGACCGGAGGCAGUUUCGCGACGGCAUCCGUGCCACACACGAGCGCGCGGCGCGGCGCGGCGCGGCGCGUGCCGGCCGCCCGAGGCACCCGCAGCUCGGCCGCACCGCGCCGCGCCUCUGCAAGCCGCGCGCCAUUUCCGUGGCGCCGCGAGUGUUCAGAGAGAGCUACGCGUGAAUGGCGUCGUGGCGUUGGACAGACACGGAGACAGACGCGAGAGACACAUAGAGACAAAGACACAAAAAAAACACACACACAGGGCGAACGCGCCGAUCUUCGGCAUCGACCGCGACGGGCGCGUCGACGUCUGGAACCAGUGCGCCGCGCGCCUGACGGGCUUCGGGGGCGAGGAGGUCGCGGGGAAGCGGCUGGUCGAGGAGUACAUCACGGACGAUUAUAAAGCAAGGGUGCAGGAGGUCUUCACGAAAGCUUUAGCGGGCGAGGAGACGGCGAACUUCGAGUUCCCGCUCGUCACCAAGGGCGGCGUCGUGCUGCAGAUUUUGUUGAACGCGACGACGCGCCGCGACGACCGCGGGCGCGUCGUCGGCGUCGUCGGCAUCGGCCAGGACAUCACGGCGCGCAUGAACCAGGAGCAGGAGUACGCGCGCCUCAUCGACGCGGCGAAUGCGCCCAUCUUCGGCAUCGACGUCGAGGGCCGCGUGAACGUCUGGAACCAGUGCGCUAUUCGGUUAACGGGCUUCGACGCCGGCGACGUCAUGGGCCAGCACCUCGUCGACGACUUCAUCACGGAGGACUACAAGGAGCGGGUCCAGGACGUGUUCACGAAGGCGCUGAACGGCGAGGAGACGGCGAACUUUGAGUUUCCCCUGGUGACGAAACCGGGCACGCGCGUCGAGGUCCUGCUCAACGCCACGACGCGCCGCGACGAGAAGAAUAGGGUCAUCGGCGUCGUGGGCAUCGGCCAGGACAUUACCGCUCGUAUAAAUCAGGAGCAGGAGUACGCCCGUUUGAUCGACGCGGCGAACGCGCCGAUCUUCGGCAUCGACGUCGAGGGCAGCGUGAACGUCUGGAACCAGUGCGCGAUCCGCCUGACGGGCUUCGACGCCGGCGACGUCAUGGGCAAGCACCUCGUGAACGAGUUCAUCACGGACGACUACAAGGACUCGGUGCAGGGCGUGUUCACGAAGGCGCUGAACGGCGAGGAGACGGCGAAUUUCGAGUUUCCUCUGGUGACGAAUCGUGUGGAAACCAAAACUUCGGCGCCCCACGCCAUUCGCUUCGUCUGCUCGAUGGCGCGGAGGUGGACGACGCACUAGUAGGACUUCCCUGGCUCACUGGUCGAGUUCCACACAGGUGACCAAGGCCGGCACGCGCGUGCAAGUGCUGCUCAAUGCCACUACUCGAAGGGACGAGAAGAACACGGUCAUCGGCGUCGUCGGUAUCGGCCAGGACAUUACGGCCCGUAUGGCGCAGGAGCAGGAGUACGCGCGCCUCAUCGAUACCGCGAACGCGCCGAUCUUCGGCAUCGGCGUGCACGGCCGCGUCAACGUCUGGAACAAAUCCGCCACGAACCUCACGGGCUUCACGAGCGAGGACGUGAUGGGCCGACAUUUGGUGAACGAAUUCAUUACGGAAGAUUACAAGGAGCGCGUCCAGGAGGUCUUCAGAAACGCACUGAAUGGCGUCGAGACGGCGAACUUUGAGUUUCCCCUGGUGACGAAAAUGGGGACACGCGUCGAGGUGCUGCUGAACGCCACUACUCGCAGAGACGAGCAGAAACACGUCGUCGGCGUCGUGGGCAUCGGCCAGGACAUUACGGCCCGUAUAGCGAAAGAGCAAGAGUACUCCCGUUUGAUCGAUACGGCGAACGCGCCCAUUUUCGGCAUUGACCUCAACGGCCUCGUGAACGUGUGGAACCGCAACGCGUCAAAGCUCACGGGCUUUGCGAGCGAGGAGGUGAUGGGCCGGAACCUUGUGAACGAAUUCAUUACGGAGGAUUACAAGGAGCGCGUGCAGGACGUCUUUAACAAGGCCUUGAACAACGAAGAAACGGCGAACUUUGAGUUUCCUCUAGUAACAAAAGCGGGCGUCCGCGUCGAGGUGCUGCUGAACGCCACGACCAGAAGAGACGAGCAGAACCGCAUCAGUGGUGUGGUCGGCAUCGGCCAGGAUAUCACGGCACGCAUGAACCAGGAGCAAGAGUACGCGCGCCUCAUUGACGCGGCGAACGCGCCGAUCUUCGGCAUCGACGUCGAGGGCAGCGUGAACGUCUGGAACCAGUGCGCUAUUCGGUUAACGGGCUUCGACGCCGGCGACGUCAUGGGCAAGCAUCUCGUGAACGAAUUCAUCACGGACGACUACAAGACCUCGGUGCAAGGCGUGUUUACGAAGGCGCUCGAGGGCCGCGAGACGGCGAAUUUCGAGUUUCCUCUAGUAACAAAAGCGGGCACGCGCGUGCAAGUGCUGCUCAACGCCACGACGCGCCGCGACGAGAAGAAUAGGGUCAUCGGCGUCGUCGGCAUCGGCCAGGACAUUACGGCCCGUAUGGCGCAGGAGCAGGAGUAUUCAAAGCUGAUCGACACGGCGAACGCUCCGAUCUUCGGCAUUGACUUGAAAGGUCUCGUGAACGUGUGGAACAAAAACGCCAGCGAUGUGACCGGCUUCACGAGCGAGGACGUGAUGGGGAGGCACCUCGUGAACGAAUUCAUUACGGAGGACCACAAGGAACGUGUCCAGGAGGUCUUCACGAAGGCGCUAGACGGUCAGGAGGCGGCCAAUUUCGAGUUCCCGAUUGUAACCAAGGCCGGUACGCGCGUCGAGGUGCUGUUGAACGCCACUACUCGCAGAGACGAGUCGAACCACGUCAUCGGCGUCGUGGGCAUCGGCCAGGACAUUACGGCCCGUAUAGCGAAAGAGCAAGAGUACUCCCGUUUGAUCGAUACGGCGAACGCGCCCAUUUUCGGCAUUGACCUGAACGGUCUCGUGAACGUGUGGAACCGCAAUGCGUCCAAGCUCACGGGCUUUGCGAGCGAGGAGGUGAUGGGCCGGAACCUUGUGAACGAAUUCAUUACGGAGGACUACAAAGAGCGCGUCCAGGACGUCUUCACAAAGGCGCUGAACUGCGAAGAAACGGCGAACUUUGAGUUCCCGUUGGUGACCAAAGCGGGCGUCCGCGUCGAGGUGUUGCUGAACGCCACUACUAGAAGAGACGAGCAGAACCGCAUCAGUGGCGUGGUCGGCAUCGGCCAGGAUAUCACGGCGCGUAUGAACCAGGAGCAGGAGUACGCGCGCCUCAUUGACGCGGCGAACGCGCCCAUCUUCGGCAUCGACGUCGAGGGCAGCGUGAACGUCUGGAACCAGUGCGCUAUUCGGUUAACGGGCUUCGACGCCGGCGACGUCAUG